Messenger RNA from Pseudoliparis swirei, 1748 nucleotides. RefSeq names its product fucosyltransferase 7 (alpha (1,3) fucosyltransferase) (gene fut7). NCBI's taxonomy places the organism in Eukaryota, Metazoa, Chordata, Actinopteri, Perciformes, Liparidae. Gene Ontology annotation, molecular function: alpha-(1->3)-fucosyltransferase activity. The coding region runs from base 173 to 1267 and encodes 364 amino acids. The record is from RefSeq and is a predicted model, not a curated record. The transcript is spliced from 3 exons. Gene Ontology annotation, cellular component: membrane.
AGGGGUUGCGUUUUUGGUUUAUAAGCGCUUCAAGAUCACAAUCAUGUUCCUCCCGGCAGAGACCCAACAUGUGUGGUGACUGAGGGAAGUGGACUGGCAGCUCAUCUAGUGAUCAGUGGGUGGUGGUGAGUCUUCUUCCUUCUGGGCAUCACAGACGGCUGAGUUGAAGUAUAUGAUGGGGUGUGUUAACAUGAAGAGGACUGUACUCAGCUCAAGGAAGAUGCGCCUCCUCCUCUCCUUUCUCUGUGUUUUACCACUGUGUCUUUUCAAUGGAUGGCCGAGAGGGUUCCAGGCACUGAGAGCCAUAAAUCUCUUCACCUUCCGUAAUGGGAGCACCAGUAGAAACGUCACCAUCCUGCUGUGGCACUGGCCUUUCAGAAGGCCAUUCAGCCUGAAGGGUGACGUGUGCUGGGACCUCUAUCGAAUCCCUCGCUGCAGACUGGUGGCCCAGCGCUCCUUGUUCCCGUCAGCUGAUGUGGUCGUGUUCCACAACAGAGAGCUGGCACUGGGUCACCACAAGCUGCCCCUUAACCUCUCACGGCCACAGGGACAGCGGUGGGCCUGGAUGUGCCUGGAAGCCCCGACUCACAAUGACAAAUUAUGGCAGUAUGCAAAUAUCUUCAACAUGACCGUCACCUACAGGAGAGAUGCUGAUAUCCCAAUACCCUACGGUGAGCUGCUACCAGAGGAGACUGAAGGACAUCUGGUUGAAGAAGUCCCUGUGAAUAAGAGCUUCCUGGUCUGUUGGGUGGUCAGCCACUACAGGAGCCACCACCGGAGAAGCAAAGUGUACAAAGAGCUCAAUGCCGCAGUUCCUGUAAAGGUUUACGGUCGCUGGACAAAGAGUCCCCUCUCCUCUAAAGCCCUCUUACCUACAAUCUCUCGCUGCUACUUUUAUUUGGCUCUUGAGAACUCAGUCAGCAAAGAUUAUAUCACAGAGAAGCUGUGGAGGAAUGCUUUCCAAGGCGGGGCGGUGCCUGUCGUCCUGGGACCGCCAUUAGAUGAUUACAAAGCUGUGGCUCUGCCUCAUUCUUUCAUCCACGUUGAUGAGUUUGCAUCAGUUAAGGACUUGGGGAAGUAUCUUCAAGAACUUGCAGGGGAUGAAAAACGCUACAAUGAAUACUUUACCUGGAAACGUCAGUGGAAAGUGAAGUUGUACACCGACUGGAGGGAGAGGCUGUGUAAGAUCUGCUCACAGUACAACAAUCUACCUCAGGAGAAAGUUUACUCCAACCUAGAGGCCUGGGCCAAUGCGAACCACACUUGAGCUUGCAUAAUUAUGACUCACUUACCGUAGAGAUCAAUUAGCAGCCUUGAGAUUUAAGAAACCUCAUCCAAAGUAAAUAUACUCUGGAAACAUGUGUAUGUACAUAUAUGCAGACAACUGACAUGCUUCAAAUACUUGAUAUUCAUUAAUCCAUAUAUUGACAUCCCUAGCACUAUAACACAUGCCUGACCUCACCAGGAUUAACAGAAUAGUCUAACAGUUUGGGAAAAGGUCUGAUUACCUAUCUUGCUUGAGUUUUAGACACGCUCAUCUGAGAAUGGCUAUUCCUUUAAUUUAACUCAAGCACACGGAUAUGAACACAGGCCCCCCAUUACUGUGUAUUCAGUCCUUUCAAUAUCUGCAUAUUGUACAUUUUCAUAAUACUGGGCUAUUCAAUAAGGCAUGCACCAUGUUGAAGGAUUUAAUAUUUGUUUGUUUGUCAUUUUACAUUUGUAGUUGAUGUAAUAAAUGCAUAAUUUGA